Tarenaya hassleriana is the source of this 927-nucleotide messenger RNA. Its product is annotated as putative caffeoyl-CoA O-methyltransferase At1g67980. Gene Ontology annotation, molecular function: O-methyltransferase activity; S-adenosylmethionine-dependent methyltransferase activity. The transcript is spliced from 5 exons. The record is from RefSeq and is a predicted model, not a curated record. NCBI's taxonomy places the organism in Eukaryota, Viridiplantae, Streptophyta, Magnoliopsida, Brassicales, Cleomaceae. Bases 73 to 780 code for a protein of 235 amino acids.
UUUUUGUUGCCAUCUACACACACACGCGAACGCAUUCACUCUGAGGUUGAAGAAGAUACAGCCGAUACAGCUAUGGCGAAAUUGCCUCCCAAAGGCAUUCUCAAGUCUGAUGCUCUCAAGGAGUACAUCCACAAGACCAAUGCAUAUCCGAGGGAGCACGAACAGCUCAAGAAACUCAGAGAAGCCACGGUCGUCAAAUAUGGAAAUUUGUGCAGAAGCGAGAUGGAAGUGCCGGUGGACGAGGGUCAUUUCCUGUCGAUGCUUGUUAAGAUUAUGAACGCCAAAAACACGAUAGAGAUCGGCGUUUUCACCGGCUAUUCUUUGCUCGCAACCGCCCUCGCAUUACCCGAUGAUGGCCGCAUUACGGGAAUAGAUACCGAGAUCGAAGGUUACGAAAUGGGACUAGAAUUCAUAAGAAAUGCAGGAGUGGAUCACAAGAUCAACUUCAUUCACUCGCCCGCUCUCCCCAUCUUGGACCAAAUGUUGAACCAUGAGAAACGGGAGGAGUUCGACUUUGCGUUUGUGGACGCCGACAAGUCGAACUACCUGAACUACCACGAGAGGCUGAUGAAACUGGUGAAGGUCGGGGGAAUGAUUGCGUACGAUAACACGUUGUCGUUCGGGUUCGUGGCCGAGGACGAGGGCCAGGUGCCGGAGCACAUGAGGGAAUUUAGGAGGGACAUAAUGGAAUUCAACAAGGUUCUUGCCUCGGAUACUCGCGUCGAGGUCUCGCAGGUCUCCAUCGGCGAUGGUGUCACUCUCUGCAGACGGAUCGUUUGAUGAGUAAUAUCCUCGUUGAGUUCAGUUCAGUUCAGUAAUAAAAUUUCAAUGGCUUUCUUCUUCUUCUGUUCCGAGACAAUGGGAAGGGUUUUUAGUUGUGUUUUGAGGUUGUAAGAAAUAAAUAAAUGGAUUUGGUUUUUCCUUUUU